This is a messenger RNA of Triticum urartu, 742 nucleotides long. Lineage: Eukaryota; Viridiplantae; Streptophyta; Magnoliopsida; Poales; Poaceae. The record is from RefSeq and is a predicted model, not a curated record.
GAGGGUGAGGGUGAGGUGACAGGUGAGUAGGACCGACGACAGUCACGGUGAGGGUGAGGGUGAGGUGAGUACGACCGACGACAGUCAGUCAUAUGGCGAUGCAUCCUCAGGCUGCUCAACUCCUCGCCCUCAUCCUCCUCCUGUCUACCGGAGACGGCAUCCUCGCCGUCGGCACUCCGUCCACGAUCAUCACAAGGACAUGCGCCGCUGUCGGCCGAUCCGGUGGGCAACUGGGUUACGAGUACGACUCCUGCGUGGGCGCACUCUCGGCCGACCCGGCGGCCGCGUCCGCCAAGGACACACGUGAGCUCGCCGUCGUGGCCACCAGCCUCACCAUGGCCAACGUCACGUCGACGGUGCUCGUCGUCGAGGACCUCGUCAAGAACCUCGGCGGCUGCCUCCGCUACUACAGGGAGAUGAACAGGACCCUGGAGGGCGCGCUGGGUGACCUCCGUGCCGGGCGCGUCGAAGCGGCGUCCGACAAACUGUUGGAGGCCAACCAAGAUCCCGACAGGUGCGACCUGCUCUUGUUCGAGGGGAGCGCGAACAAGAACCCAUUGGGCAAGGAGAACAUCUACGCCGACUGGCUCUCCCAACUGGCAUAUGCGAUUGCUACCUUGCCGGCGCCGGAUCCUCGGCACCGACGUCAAGUUUAACUCUUGGUCUCAUGCGGCUUAUUAAUCUAGCUACGCAGCUAGAUGGUGAUUGAUUUGAUUUCCCGUUUUUCGAUCGAUCGCAUAAA